Microcebus murinus (gray mouse lemur) is the source of this 748-nucleotide messenger RNA. It is a transcript of the gene PPP3R2, whose product is annotated as protein phosphatase 3 regulatory subunit B, beta. Gene Ontology annotation, molecular function: calcium ion binding. NCBI's taxonomy places the organism in Eukaryota, Metazoa, Chordata, Mammalia, Primates, Cheirogaleidae. The record is from RefSeq and is a predicted model, not a curated record.
CACGGGCGCAACCGUCCCCGCGCGAGCCCCUCCGCAGACGCCCCUGCUCGCCUCUCCCACCUGCCAGCCGUUGUCCGGGGCCCACGAUGGGAAACGAGGCCAGCUACCCGCAGGAAAUGUGCUCCCACUUUGACACUGAGGAGAUUAAAAAGCUGGGCAAGAGCUUCAAGAAGCUGGACCUGGACAAAUCGGGCUCGCUGAGCGUGGAAGAGUUCAUGUCCAUGCCCGAGCUGCAGCAGAACCCGCUGGUGCGCCGGGUGAUCGACAUCUUCGACACCGACGGCAACGGAGAGGUGGACUUCCGGGAAUUCAUCCGCGGGACCUCGCAGUUCAGCGUCAAAGGAGACGAGGAGCAGAAGCUGAGGUUUGCGUUCAGCAUCUACGACAUCGAUAAAGAUGGCUACAUCUCCAACGGGGAGCUGUUCCAGGUGCUGAAGAUGAUGGUGGGGAACAACGUGAGGGACUGGGAGCUACAGCAGCUCGUCGACAAAACCAUCAUCAUUCUGGACACGGAUGGCGACGGGAAAAUAUCCUUUGAGGAAUUCAGCGCUGUGGUCAAAAGAAUGGAGAUCCACAAGAAGUUGGUAGUAGUUGUGUGAGCCUUUUUCUUCAGAACGCCACCCAACAACAACUUUUGCUUUCUAAUCUCUUUCAAGAUUUGCUCAAGACGUCCAGCAACGCCCUCUCUGACUUCCCUGGAAGUAUUUCUCUUCGUGAAGCCACAUUUUCUAACACGUUUCACCACCCA